CGGCCCCCUGACCAGUGCCGAUCACAUCAUUACGUUUUCAGCCAUCGGAACCCCUCUAAUCGCGCGUCGUUAGCUCGGAUGUAUAGCUAACCUUACCGGUAACAUGAGAGAUCCGAAGGCCACCGCGGCGGCGGCGGCGCUCCCGGAGGACGUGGUGCUGGAGAUCCUGGCGCGCGUGCCAGACGUCGCCGACCUCUUCCGCUGCGCCGCGGCGUGCAAGCGCUGGCGCGUGCUCGUGGCCGACCGGCCGUUCCUGCGCCGCCGCUGGCCGGACCACGCGCGCCACCCUUCGUCCCUCCUCGGCUUCUUCGGCCAGGAUUGGUGGAGAGAGGACGUCCCCGCUCCUCUGCCGGACUUCGUGCGCGCGCCGCGAUCCGUCCUCGGCCCCGGCCGUCACUUCCUCAGCUCCUUCGUCCCCGGCGCCGCCGGCCUCUUCGACCGCGCCGUGCCGCUCGCCUCGAACCGUGGCCUCCUCCUCGUGCGCUACGGUUCCCCUCGCGACGACGGCAAGGAUCCGAGCGUCGACCACCUCGCCGUGUGCAACCUGCUCUCCGGCACGUGCGACCUGCUCCCGCCGCUGCAGUGCGGCCAGUUCUCCAACUACUUCGACACGAGCGCUUACGCCGUCCUCACCGGCGCAGACUGCUGCCCGAGGAGUGGCCAUCCGCCGUGCCCACCGGCGAAGAAACCCCUUUUCAGGGUGCUAAUCAUCGGCAUCAGCCAGGACGGCAUGCGGUACGACCUCCACACGUUCUCAGCCGGCGAGCCGAGCUGGAGCGCGCCCACCAAGUGCUUCAACCCGAUAGAGCACGGCAUCUUCGGACCGAUCAUGCAGCGCGACGCCGUUGUGCGCAGCGGCACGGUGCACUGGCUGCUCUGGGACAUGGUGAACUUCCACGCCCUUAACGUGGACGCCAUUACUGGACGCGUCUCCUUGCACAUGCUCCCGGCUCCACGGCCGCAAGACCUCGUCCGCUGCAUGUAUGACAACCCACGGCUGAGCGUUGCCGCCGACGGGACAACGCUAUCGUCCCUUUCUUUGUUCCGGGAAGACCUCACAGUGGAGAUCUGGACAUGGCGAGACGACGGCGACGACGGAGAGAGGGGUCAGUGGCGCCGCGAUAGGGUGGUGGAGCUGCGACGGCCCAAGCAGAAGCAGAUCGACGGACCCUUGUGCAUGUGUAUGGGAGAGAGGAGCGGCACGAUGCUCAUCAGGGCCGGCGGCCGGUGCAUAUACCUCGCGGAUCUUGAGAGCGGUGUGCUGGAGGAGGUGACCGAUCAGUUCUGUGGCAUCGCCGGGUGGAAGACGGCGUUCCCCGUGGAGAUAGAUUGGCCGGCUUUCUUCAUGCAUCGGCUCGGCGGAAAGUCGACUGUCUAAUUUGGUGAUGACAAGUGCUGCAGAGACUUGACGAAGAGACAAAGUUCCAAUAAAGCUUUAUUUGCUACUCCAAAACGUUUUAUAAAUGGGAACAGAGAAAGCACUAUAUAUGCUUCAUGUUUUGCGUAACCUGAAGAUGUCUCUCCAUAUAUAUUGUUCGAUCUUCACUUGAGCAGAUCUCGUACGUCAAUGUUCUCUUUUGAUCAGGUUGUCUUCCAGAAUUCCAGGCCGGCUAAUAUGCUACUUAGCCAGCAUCAGUACACGAUUUUGUGCGCACGGAGAUUCAGAAAAGGAUUUUGCACUGUUAACUGAGUGAGACACGAUUUGGUGGAGCGACUGUGACGUGUGAUCUUUCCACCUGAUCAGUUGGAAGUUGUAGAGAAUGCUCAGAUAUCAGAAAAGUAAGAUUCGGCAUUGUCACUCGAUCGACUAAAAAUAGUUAGUCUUUGCUUGUAUGUGAUAGUAUGUACAUUCUUUUGGCAUGAGCUUUACAGGAUCAUUA
This is a messenger RNA of Lolium perenne, 1880 nucleotides long. RefSeq lists its product as uncharacterized. The record is from RefSeq and is a predicted model, not a curated record. Lineage: Eukaryota; Viridiplantae; Streptophyta; Magnoliopsida; Poales; Poaceae. Gene Ontology annotation, molecular function: protein binding.